Hypomesus transpacificus is the source of this 3182-nucleotide messenger RNA. RefSeq names its product tetraspanin 17 (gene tspan17). The record is from RefSeq and is a predicted model, not a curated record. Gene Ontology annotation, cellular component: membrane. The transcript is spliced from 8 exons. Lineage: Eukaryota; Metazoa; Chordata; Actinopteri; Osmeriformes; Osmeridae. Gene Ontology annotation, biological process: regulation of vascular endothelial growth factor signaling pathway; protein localization to plasma membrane; protein maturation. The coding region runs from base 484 to 1296 and encodes 270 amino acids.
GGAUGCGUUUCCUUAUUUGACAGCGAGGGUUGUUGUCAGAACAUUCACAACAAGGUAGAUGCUGAAAGAAUAAAUGCAGCAAUCGAAAGGAAUUCACGGCAACUCUACAAAAGAAAAAGUGUUUUGAUCUCACUGAGCGUUAAUAUUUUUGCCACAAGAGUAUUGAUUCAACGCCGAAUUCAUGUUUUUGUCGCUACCUUUCAAAGCGCCCAAGGAUUUGUUGUCAACCAGCAAUACCUACAGUAAGCUGUCUAGCUAACUAGCUAGCUAGCUGGGUACCUCAAUGGCCAAGUGUCUCUGAUUUUAAUAAGCUGGCUGGCUGGCUAGCUUACAAGUUAGCUGGCUAGCUGGCUAGCCAAUGUUUCCGACUGAGUGUAAUGGAACGUUAGUUAUUUAGCUUAAAUGCUACACAAGUGCAUCAAAAUAAGUUAUUAAAGUGUAUUAAUUAGCCUAGCUAGUUUGCUAGCCUCAACGCUUGGAAGAAUGAGUAGAAAACAUCAUCAUUUCAAAGGAGCAGAAGUAAGCUGCUGCGUGAAAUACUUUUUGUUUGGAUUUAACAUCAUAUUUUGGUUACUUGGAGCUUCGUUCCUUGCAAUAGGACUGUGGGCAUGGGCGGAAAAGGGGGUGCUGUCCAACCUGUCGUCCAUCACAGACCUGGGGGGUUUCGACCCCGUGUGGCUCUUCAUGGUGGUGGGCGCGGUCAUGUUCGUCCUGGGCUUCGCCGGCUGCAUCGGCGCGCUCCGGGAGAACACCUUCCUGCUCAAGUUUUUCUCCGUGUUCCUGGGCCUGAUCUUCUUCCUGGAGCUGACGGCCGGCAUCCUGGCCUUCGUCUUCAAGGACUGGAUCAAGGACCAGCUCAACCUCUUCAUCAACAACAACGUCAAGGCCUACCGGGACGAUAUCGACCUGCAGAACCUCAUCGACUUCGCCCAGGAAUACUGGUCCUGCUGUGGAGCUCACGGGCCAAACGACUGGAACCUGAACAUCUACUUCAACUGUACUGAGCUCAACCCCAGCAGGGAACGCUGCGGAGUGCCCUUCUCCUGCUGUGUGAAGGAUCCGGCUGAGGACGUCCUGAACACACAGUGUGGCUAUGACGUCAGGCUUCAAGGGGAGCUGGAUCAGCAGAAGUAUAUCUACACAAAGGGCUGCGUGGGCCAGUUUGAAAAGUGGCUUCAGGAUAACCUCAUUGUGGUGGCUGGAAUGUUUGUGGGCGUUGCACUUUUACAGAUCUUCGGGAUCUGCCUGGCCCAGAACCUGGUGAGCGACGUCAAAGCCGUCAAGGCCAACUGGUGAUGUGGUCAAACUGAGGAGAUGGAACCCCAUGCUGCCAAGCCCCCCCCCACCACCACCACCACCCCCCCCCCCCCCCCCCCAUCCAUCCCUCCCUCUAAUUGUUCAGAGACUCCUAAGAGCACUUGUUUACUGUCUUGCCAGGCAAGGGUUUACACAAACACACACACAACCAGGGGACCCCUGUGGAUGUCUUAUUAAGCCAACUGGAGGAUCAGACUCCACUUCUAGAUCCUUCUUUGAUUCCCGUCUUCAGUGAGGUGUGUUGUUGGACAGCUACCAGACUGGAAGAAAAGGGAUCAGGCCUCUCAUCUGAGUUCAUGAGUAGCAUAGUUGCUUCAUUCCUCUCUAAGGUAUUUGACAAGCCGUUCUGAAAUGCCUUUAAGGUGUGGUUGUUAAGGACUACCCCACUAAGACUCCCCCCUCCAGGAUGUGAAGAGAUGGGUUCUGACUGCCUAUCUUUCUCACUGAGUCAUUUGAUGUCAUAUUGACCUUGUAUGAUGUAUACACCACUAAGGAACAAUCUGGUAGGCAUGAAGCCACUUUUGCUAAACCCCCUUGCCAGAGAACAGGAGCCAGCUAUUGUACAUCUCUUCUACCAGGCCAAGAGGGAACAUUCCUAUCGAAGAAUUUCAGAUGUGUGUUGAUUUACUUAUAUAUAUAUAUUAUUUAAUUUUUUUCCUUGACAUGGAGAUGUUUUCAGCCAAGGGCCCCGUUGUUGUCUCACGCCAGAGAGGUGUCGCACUAUGAUGACAUCAUCGUAUCACCUGGGCAGGCGGGCGCGGGGUGGGGGGGAGGGGUCCAGUCUGUGUCCUCUCCUGGCCUGAGAAGGUCAAGCGGUCACAUUCAUGUCUCUUCCCAGGCCUCUGUACCACAUCAGAACCUGUUGAGUCGAGUCACACACACACACACACAGACACACACACACACAGACAGAAGGAGGACCGCGUCCCCAGUUCCACUCUGUUCUCCAUGCUAGGUUCCUGCUGGUUCCCAUUGGGACUCAGCAGCACUAGCUGUGUUCUCUACUGUUCCAGGUUCUGGAAGUGGCUAGGGAACUAUGUGGGAGGGCAGUGUUUUGGGGAGGUCCACCUCUGGUUGUUCUCAGAACAUCUCUACAGCCCAGGGUGAGGCAGAUAUGGGCACUGAAUACUUGACUUACUGAUCCAACUCUGGUCUUCUGCAUCCAUGAUCCCUGUGUCCUCCAGCACCAUUUGAAAGCUCGGGGACAAGCCAGUUAUCUGUAAUCUACUCUUUUUUUUUCCUCUUUUGUUUGCCUUGGUGUUUUACUUACUCGUGUCUGUACCUAACCUUUCUACUAAAGGUAUCUCGUAAAUAACUGCUCUUAUUUUUUUUUUCUGUAAUUAAUAACACAGAUAGAUUAGUCUCUUUAUGAUAGCAAGAUAUCUCUAAAAUAACAUGAAUGCUGCUUUGAUGUUGACUUAGAUACUUCAUAUAUCCAGUAACCAGACUAAUCUAACAUGGUGAUGGUAAAAAAGAAAAGAAAAAUAAUGCCAUAUUAUGAUAAUAGUUACUAUGCAUAAAGCUGAGGUAUCAUGGAGUACUUUCUACUUGUUUGUACUCUGUCAGUACAAAGUUUACACUUUGUAUUCCCUGUGUAAAUGUCCUGUCUGGGAAGCAUCUCCAGUCGUGUCGUGUCUGCGUACCUCGCAGGCCAGUGAGGGCAGCUGCAGGCAUGGCCACUGUAGGGCAGGCUGGCUCCUUGGGGCCCCACACCCAGAGGCCAUGUAUGACCACUAAACCCAUAGCUGUUCAUGUUCUGGAGCCAAUGUGUAGCUGUUCAGGGAGCUGUGUCGCCCCCCCCCCCCCCCACACACACACACAGACACACCCCACACAUGCACACACAUGCACACACAUGCACAGCA